GGCGCUCCGCGAGCCCGUCUCUCCUCGAAUGAAAGGAAACAACCUCCGGCGACAGAGCUCCGCUCUUAGGCGCUGCCGGAGAACCGAGACCGACUUCUUUCUCUUUUCCCUUAUUGGCGCUUCUCUCUUGCCUUCCGCCUCUGGGCCCCGCUGGUUUCGGGUCUUCAGUGUCUAGGAAGGCAGAUUCUCAAAAUUAGGCAUUUCUUAAGGCUUAAAGUGGCAUUCUAAAGGCAGUUUAAAAAUCAUGUCAAGCUCAGUUGAACAGAAAAAAGGGCCUACAAGACAGCGCAAAUGUGGCUUUUGUAAGUCAAAUAGAGACAAGGAAUGUGGACAGUUACUAAUAUCUGAAAACCAGAAGGUGGCAGCACACCAUAAGUGCAUGCUUUUUUCAUCUGCUUUGGUAUCAUCACACUCUGAUAAUGAAAGUCUUGGUGGAUUUUCUAUUGAAGAUGUCCAAAAGGAAAUUAAAAGAGGCACAAAGCUGAUGUGUUCUUUGUGCCAUUGUCCUGGAGCAACAAUUGGUUGUGACGUGAAAACUUGUCACAGGACAUACCACUACCACUGUGCGUUGCAUGAUAAAGCUCAAAUACGAGAGAAGCCUUCACAAGGAAUUUACAUGGUUUAUUGCCGGAAACACAAGAAAACUGCACAUAAUUCUGAAGCUGAUUUAGAGGAAAGUUUCAAUGAACAUGAACUGGAGCCCUCAUCACCUAAAAAUAAAAAGAAAAGUCGCAAAGGAAGGCCCAGAAAAACUAAUUUUAAAGGACUGUCUGAAGAUACCAGGUCCACAUCCUCCCAUGGAACAGACGAAAUGGAAAGUAGUUCCUAUAGAGAUAGGUCUCCACACCGAAGCAGCCCUAGUGACACCAGGCCUAAAUGUGGAUUUUGUCAUGUUGGGGAGGAAGAAAAUGAGGCAAGAGGAAAACUGCAUAUAUUUAAUGCCAAAAAGGCAGCUGCGCAUUACAAGUGCAUGUUAUUUUCUUCUGGCACAGUCCAGCUCACAACAACAUCAAGAGCAGAAUUUGGAGACUUUGAUAUUAAAACCGUACUUCAGGAGAUUAAGCGAGGAAAAAGAAUGAAGUGUACCCUUUGCAGUCAGCCCGGGGCUACUAUUGGAUGUGAAAUAAAAGCCUGUGUUAAGACUUACCAUUACCACUGUGGAGUCCAAGACAAAGCUAAAUACAUUGAAAAUAUGUCACGAGGAAUUUACAAACUUUAUUGUAAAAAUCAUAGUGGAAAUGAUGAAAGAGAUGAAGAAGACGAGGAACGAGAGAGUAAAAGCCGGGGAAAAAUAGAAAUUGAUCAGCAACAGCUAACUCAGCAGCAACUGAAUGGAAACUAGGAAAAAUGGAAGGUGCUGGGGUAAUCAUGGCCAGUCAAUAAUUAUGUAAAGGACUUCAAAUACUAUAGCUGUCAGUGAUGGAUUUGUUAUGUAGUAAAAUGUAUGACUUUGUAUGGAUUUCUUCAGCCCUUUUUCUGCCACUACCAACCAGAAUAGCACUUUACCUUUUGGUUGGCUAGAUAAGUGGCUGACUACCUGUUUUUCUCUCACUGUGGUGUGAUUGGCUAAACAAUCUUUCAUUAAAAACUGAAAUGUAAAUUGAAGUCACAUGAAUAAUCAUGUUUGGUUGUAAACCUCCAACAUUUUGAUUCUCUAACCAUGUUUUCAUCACAUGCUGAGUAAAAGUGCCUUACAAUGUAAAAAUUGUACAGUACUUAAGUUCCCAAGUAGCAUCAUCAUCAUCUGGGUAGUAAUUACAUUGUGGUAUUAAUAUUUAGAAAAAUGGACCUCAGCAGUGUAUUUACUGUACAUCUCUUAAGUCCUUAACUGUAGUUUAAUAAGCAUGACAUUAUUUGAUAAGUAUAUAACAUUUACAUCAUUUCAAAAAAUACUGCCAUAACUGUCUUUUAUGCAUAUUUUAGCCUGAAAGUUUUGAAAUAUCUUUUUUCUUUUUUUCUUGUUUUUUUUUUUUGUUAUUGAUAUUAAACAGUGUAAUCUUUGCAAGCAUAUAUUGAAGAUUAUUCUGGAGCAUUUUAUUGCCUUACCAGAAAUGUUAGUAUGAAAUGUUCUUUAGAAUAGAAAGAUAGACUUGAGUUUCUAUACUUUAAUAAAAACUCUGUUCCUGGUGGGGGGAGGGGGAUGAAUUUUACUAUCAUCUCAGUCUAUUAAAAACCCACAACUGAAAUAAAUUUUAUUUUAAGGAUCAACAAUUUUAGAAUUUCAGAUAGUACUUGCUCAGAAGUACAUGCUACUCAAGAUAUUAAGAAAUCUGUAGAUCUGCUAUUGAAUCAGAAACUAUGUACUUGAACAAAUGUGUGACUCUCAAAUAUCUUAAAGCAAAAGCAAAAGUGUUCUAGAGUGUUGUUGCUUUUUUAAAAAGCACUAAAGUUAGACCAAGGUAUACAGUUCUUUUCUGACAGACAUUUAGGUUAAUUGUAAAGAUAAGGAAUGCGUUAUGGGUCAAAAAUCAAACAUUCCUCUCAUGUAUAUUUUGUUCCUGUUAUAUUGGCUUUAUUUUUGGAAUUGUAGUUUGUAGUAUUAGUUUCCUUUUAUUGGUAUUCUUGCAUAUACUAUUCAUUCAAUAAAUGAGUUAUGACUUUCAU
This is a messenger RNA of Otolemur garnettii (small-eared galago), 2604 nucleotides long. RefSeq names its product PHD finger protein 6 (gene PHF6). The transcript has 12 exons. NCBI's taxonomy places the organism in Eukaryota, Metazoa, Chordata, Mammalia, Primates, Galagidae. Gene Ontology annotation, cellular component: nucleus. Bases 245 to 1342 code for a protein of 365 amino acids. The record is from RefSeq and is a predicted model, not a curated record.